Molecule: messenger RNA, 1645 nt
Organism: Paramisgurnus dabryanus
Lineage: Eukaryota; Metazoa; Chordata; Actinopteri; Cypriniformes; Cobitidae
Source: RefSeq, a predicted model, not a curated record
AAGACUUUUAAUUUGAAAUAACAACACAUUACACAAGUUAAUUUAUUAAAUUAAAUCUGAUAUCUAGUUAAGUUUAAAUAAAUUUUGCACAACCAAAGAAGAACGUACAUUUGCACGAUCCUGUGUUUACUCUAAUGAAGAUUUGCUUCACGCUUCUUGGAUGUAAAUAACGCACCUUCUGUUCCAGCAUGCAUCCUGCUAUUAAUCAGACAACAAAACAGUUCAAGCUGGAUCAAUAAGAGUACAAGUAGAAGAUAACGCAUUUCAUUUUGAUUAGGGGAAAGUGACCAUGGAGCCUGCGAGUCUGGAGAAUCUGUGUGUUUUGUACCACAGUGCAAACUAUAUUGUUGUUAACAAACACUGGGACAUCCGUAUUGACAGUAAAAUGUGGUAUGAGAAGCAGACUGUCCAGAGUCAACUAAAGCAUCACUUCCCAGAGCUUGCAGAUCCUGGCACCUACUAUGGCUUCAGGUUUUGUCAUCAGCUGGAUUUCUCCACAAGUGGAGCUUUGUGUGUGGCACUGAACAAGGCUGCAGCAGGGCAGGCAUACCGCUGUUUUAAAGGGCGACUGGUUACCAAAGCUUAUAUUGCAUUGGUUCGUGGCACUGUGGCGGAGGAAAGAAUGACCCUGGAGUUUGCAAUCGGCAAGAACACAACUGAGGGCAAGACCCAUAUGAUGUGCAUUGAAGGAGCAGAAGGAUGUGAAAAUCCAAAGCCCUGCCAGACAAAACUUACCGUUUUAGAGCAUGGAUCAUAUGAAGGAGAUCCGGUCACAAAAGUGCUUUUACAGCCUAUGACAGGACGGACGCACCAGCUCCGAGUCCACUGUAGUGCUAUUGGUCACCCUAUAGUGGGAGACUACACCUACAGUCUACGCACAGACAACACUCCUUAUCGCAUGAUGCUGCAUGCAUAUUUCCUGCAUAUUCCACUAGAGAAUGAACCAAUUCAAGUCAUAGCCCCAGAUCCUUUUCUGCCCAGCCUCGACUCCAAAUGGGCUCCACAAAGAUGUGUGAACACUUCCGAUGGUUUACUUGAGGUUAUUUUAACAGAGGCAAAAGCUGAGAUGAAACAGAGCCAAGAGGAACCAAAGACAAUGCACAAGAGGAGCAGCCCAGUGGAGAGUGAGGAACAUGCGGCUCAGUGUCAGCAGUGGCUAAGUGAAUGGAAUCUGGACUGAUGCACUUGAGAAACUGAAUUCUGGUUUAUCAGAACUACUGAUGAUACACCACAAUGAUUUUUCAUCUCCACAAACUAAAACUCGUGAUAUUUGCCUCCUACUUAUAAAGGCAGCUUGCCAGUGCUUCUCAAAAACAGUAUUUGGACAGAAAUGAGGCAAUGUGUACAAUUGCUAAUUGAAAGAAAAUGUACCUUUUAUGGUUCAAAGUUUUAUGCUUUUAAAUCAAAAAAUCUUAAAUUAUGUUUUUAAAUAUGUUUUAUCUGUUUUUGUUAUAGUUUAUGGAAGUAAAUCAUAAAGGAUUUAGUGCCUUUGAAGGAGCCUAGAGGUACAUCCUUUUUUUUUUAGGUCCCUUUAUAUAAUCCUUAUAAUUGAAUUAUAAUAUUGAAUUGUAUGCAACACAGUAGAAUAUAAAUUCUUUGCAUCAUCAAACUACUGUGGUCCAAACAGUCCCUACCUCAAAAAAAU